Messenger RNA from Funneliformis mosseae, 396 nucleotides. Lineage: Eukaryota; Fungi; Glomeromycota; Glomeromycetes; Glomerales; Glomeraceae. The record is from the annotation of a GenBank genome assembly.
GUCAUCAGUGGUGAUUCAUUACUAGUAGCUCAAUUAUCAAAAAAACAAAAGAAAAAAUUUAUGAAACUGGUUGAAGAAAUGGUAUCUCCAACAAUACCUCGAGGUAUAACAGAAGAAUGUGUAAAAUUCGUAACAAAUUUUAUGCUACGAAGUAUACUAAGGUUGCAAGAAAGAUUAACGCAUGAUGAAAACUGGAAGGAAGGCAACAAUAAGCUUAACAAAGUUACGUUAAAAAUUCUUAAUACAUUGAAAAGUAUUUGGUGCAAUCCAGCUUUUGGUCCUGAAUUUGUUGAAACAAUGAAUGAGGGUACCUAUAUUAAUAAUAUAGUUGUUUUCGCAAUCCAUGCUACAUUAUUUGAUAAUUCUUUUAGAGAAUAUGCAUUCAUUACUACAUAA